AUGGGUGGCCGUGGAGAUUAUGGCUGCUCCGUGGAGGAAUUACGUACUCUUAUGGAAUUUCGCGGAAUUGAAGCAUGUGAAAAAAUUGAAGCAGAUUAUGGUGGAAUCGAUGGCUUAUGUAGGCGAUUAAAAACGGAUCCAGCGAAUGGUCUACCACAAGAUAAAGACGAAUUAGAUAGGAGGAGGGCUGUUUUUGGUGCAAAUGAAAUUCCACCUCAUCCUCCAAAGUCUUUCUUACAGUUAGUAUGGGAAGCCCUUCAGGAUGUCACGUUAAUCAUACUCUUAGUAAGCGCAAUAGUAUCGCUCGCUUUAUCAUUUUAUAGGCCACCGGAUGAUGGGACCAUAUCAGAUGAUUCAGAGCAUGAAGCAGGAUGGAUUGAAGGUGUCGCCAUUCUCAUAUCUGUUGUCGUUGUCGUCCUUGUUACUGCCCUUAAUGAUUAUACCAAAGAACGCCAAUUUAGAGGUCUACAAGCAAAAAUUGAAACAGAACAUAAAUUUGCCGUGAUCCGAGGUGGAAAACAAAUUCAAAUUGUUGUCAAUGAAAUAGUCGUUGGUGAUAUAGCUCAAGUUAAAUAUGGUGAUUUGUUGCCAGCGGAUGGAAUUAUUGUUCAGAGCAAUGAUUUGAAAAUUGAUGAAUCUUCGCUAACGGGUGAAUCGGAUCAAAUCCGAAAAAAUCCAGACCACGAUCCAGUAUUGCUUUCCGGUACCCAUGUAAUGGAAGGAAGUGGUAAAAUGCUUGUGACAGCUGUUGGCGUAAAUUCGCAAACAGGAAUUAUAAUGACAUUACUUGGUGCUGCAAAAAAUGUUGUCGAAGAAGAACGAAAAGCAGCGAAACGUGAAGGUUUGCUUCGAAAUAUUAAAAUCUUUCCAACAUUGGUUUCAGGUGACGUUGUUGUCACAACCGGUAUCGAAGAUGGAACAGCUCAAGCACUGCUCACAGAUCAAAGUGUUGGAAAAUUAAGUGAUAAUGAAGAAGUAAAAGAAGAAUCUGAAGGCAAAAAGGAACGAUCUGUUUUACAAGCGAAACUUACUCGGCUGGCUAUACAAAUUGGAUAUGCAGGAUCAUUUGUGGCUGGAUGUACUGUUUUAAUUCUUGUUACCCGUUUUUGUAUUAGUCGUUAUAUGAUUGAAGAAAAAGCAUUCAGCUUAGCUGAUUUUCAACAUUUUAUAAAUUUCUUGAUUAUCGGUGUAACAGUUCUUGUUGUGGCAGUACCCGAAGGACUUCCUCUUGCCGUUACUCUUUCACUAGCAUAUUCCGUCAAGAAGAUGAUGCACGACAAUAAUCUUGUUCGUCAUUUGGACGCUUGUGAAACGAUGGGCAAUGCAACCAGUAUUUGUUCCGAUAAGACUGGUACAUUGACAACUAAUCGCAUGACAGUCGUUCAGAGCUAUAUUAACGAUGUGCAUUAUAAAGAAACACCAAAAUUCGAAAAUUUAAACAAAGAAACGAGAGAACUGAUGAUAAAUUUAAUUUCGAUCAACACUAGUUACGCUUCUCAAGUACUUCCUCCAAAAAAAGCAGGCGAACAAUCAAUUCAACUUGGUAAUAAAACGGAAUGUGGUCUACUUGGCUUUGUUGUCGCACUUAAUCAGAGCUACCAAGCAAUUCGAGAUAAAUAUCCAGAAUCAUCAAUUUUUAAGGUUUACACUUUUAAUUCUGUGCGUAAAUCCAUGUCAACUGUAAUUAAACUUGAUGAAGGUGGCUAUAGGGUCUUCAGCAAGGGUGCUUCGGAAAUUAUUCUUAAAAAAUGCAAAUGGUUCCUUGGGCGUGAUGGGAUAUUAAAAAAAUUCUCCCAAAAAGAUUAUGAUCGCCUUAUUAGUCAUGUUAUCGAGCCAAUGGCAUCAGAUGGGCUUCGAACGAUUUGUCUUGCUUAUAAAGAUUAUGUUAAUGGCGGACAAAUUAAAGAAAACCAGAUCAAUUUUGUGGGCGAAAUUGAUUGGGAUAAUGAAGAUGCAGUCGUGAAUGAUUUAACUGCAGUUGCAAUCGUUGGAAUUCAAGAUCCUGUUAGACCAGAAGUGCCUGAAGCUAUCGCGAAAUGUCAGCGUGCUGGUAUCACAGUGCGUAUGGUUACGGGUGAUAAUAUAAAUACGGCAAGAUCAAUAGCUACAAGUUGCGGAAUUCUUCGUCCUGGUGAAGAUUUCAUUGCAUUAGAAGGCAAAGAUUUCAACGCGAGGAUUCGCAAUGAAAAAGGAGAAGUAUCUCAGGAAAAACUUGAUGCAAUAUGGCCAAAGUUGCGUGUACUUGCCAGAGCUCAACCAACUGAUAAAUACACGCUUGUCAAAGGUAUCAUUGACAGUCGUGUUACGGAUAGCAGAGAAGUUGUUGCUGUAACUGGAGAUGGAACAAAUGAUGGACCUGCAUUAAAAAAGGCUGAUGUUGGUUUUGCUAUGGGUAUUGCUGGCACAGAUGUCGCAAAAGAAGCGUCAGAUAUUAUUCUGACUGAUGACAAUUUCACGUCAAUUGUGAAAGCGGUUAUGUGGGGUCGAAACGUUUAUGAUUCAAUCGCGAAAUUUCUACAGUUUCAGCUGACUGUGAAUGUAGUCGCUGUUGUUGUUGCUUUUGUUGGGGCAUGCGCUAUUCAAGAUACUCCUCUCAAGGCAGUACAAAUGCUUUGGGUUAACCUUAUUAUGGAUACAUUAGCUUCAUUAGCACUAGCCACAGAAUUGCCUACAGAAGAUUUGUUAAAACGUAAACCUUAUGGAAGGACAAGUCCACUUAUAUCACGGACAAUGAGCAAAAAUAUCCUCGGACAUGCCUUAUAUCAACUUAUUAUUUUAUUUUUACUAAUCUUCAUUGGUGAACGUUUCUUUGAUAUUGAAAGUGGUCGUUGGGCACCGCUUCAUGCUCCGCCAUCCCAACAUUUCACAAUUGUUUUCAACACUUUCGUUAUGAUGACGCUAUUUAAUGAAAUUAAUGCUCGUAAAAUACAUGGCGAAAGAAAUAUAUUCCAUGGUCUAUUUUCCAAUCCUAUUUAUUAUAUUAUUUGGAUAUCUACUAUGGUUGCACAAAUCGCCAUUGUCCAGUUCGGUGGCCGCUGGUUUUCAACAGCCGCACUUAAUCUUGAGCAAUGGUUAUGGUGUCUUGCAUUUGGCAUUGGCACUUUGCUUUGGGGACAGAUUGUUACAACAAUACCGACCUCGGGUCUUCCAGAAAAUAUGGCGAUUGGCGGUGGCGACGUAACUUCAACAGAGAAUAUACUAAGUGGUGAAUAUGAGGAUCCAGAGACACAUGAGAAGAGAUCCGGGCAAAUUCUUUGGAUUCGUGGUCUAACUCGGCUUCAGACACAGAUUCGCGUUGUAAAAGCAUUUCAAGCCGGACUUGAUCGGCGUGAACCAUCACUAAGUGGGCCAAGUGCUGCUAGAUUACGUGAGAUCAGCCGUCAGCUAAAACUUCAAGUUGAAAAUGAGGGGAAAGGUUUGUUUUAUUGUAUGCUUUAUGAUUAA
Messenger RNA from Dracunculus medinensis (Guinea worm), 3444 nucleotides. The record is from the annotation of a GenBank genome assembly. NCBI's taxonomy places the organism in Eukaryota, Metazoa, Nematoda, Chromadorea, Rhabditida, Dracunculidae.